UCUGGGAUUCCUGUGUAUUAAAAAAACUUAGUAGCCUGGCAAUCUUGAAGGACGCCAAGUUGGCAGAUCAGAGAAAAUUUCUCCAACAUGUCGUUUGAAGUUUUCGCUUUUAUUGUGGCAAUUUUAAUCAGUAUUGCUUUGAUAUUUUUAGUCAUAUGGAACAUUAUUGCGUUUGAUGACCUCAAAACUGACUACAAAAAUCCGGUAGAUUUGUGUAACAGUCUUAAUCCGCUUGUUUUACCAGAAUAUUUAGUCCAUGGUGGUAUCACAUUGUUGUUUCUAUUUGGUGGUCAGUGGUCUGCUGUAGUGUUUAAUAUCCCAUUGCUUGCUUAUCAUGUACACAGAUACAUCAAUCGACCAAUGAUGAGUAGUGCGGGUCUUUACGAUCCAACAGAAGUGAUGAAUGCAAGUGAAAUGUGGAGAUGUCAGAAGGAAGGCUGGAUCAAACUAGCUUUUUACCUCAUUAGCUUCUUUUAUUACUUGUAUAGAAUGAUGUAUGCAUUACUUGUUUAAAUCAAAACUCGUGAGAGCUACAAAGGUUGUAUCAUCUUGRAAGUACAGUGAAAGCAUUAUACAUCAUGGGGAGGCAAAAGGGRGACAAAAAUAUUGAAAAAUGUGUACAAUGUUGCCUGUAAGAUCAAGGAAGUGCAACUAAAAUAGUAAACACGUAUUUCCUGUUCAUGAAAUCAAAGUGUUUGCUGGG
This is a messenger RNA of Exaiptasia diaphana, 703 nucleotides long. Its product is annotated as protein cornichon homolog 1. NCBI's taxonomy places the organism in Eukaryota, Metazoa, Cnidaria, Anthozoa, Actiniaria, Aiptasiidae. Gene Ontology annotation, cellular component: COPII-coated ER to Golgi transport vesicle; endoplasmic reticulum membrane. Gene Ontology annotation, biological process: endoplasmic reticulum to Golgi vesicle-mediated transport. The record is from RefSeq and is a predicted model, not a curated record. The transcript is spliced from 5 exons. The coding region runs from base 88 to 513 and encodes 141 amino acids.